CCAAGUCACCCCCUUCACACCGGGGACCUUCCCACUGGGGGCUCGCUGCACUUUCACUUCCCCCAGGUGCCCAGCCCCUGCCCCAGCUCAGGAGCACCUUGGUCUUCAAACUGGUUGCCAAGAGCACAUCGCAGACUCGGAGAGAAGGGCCAUGACCAGUGAUGGGAAGGAGAAGAUGUCGGCCCAGGCCAGCUGCCUCAGCUUCAUCAAGUACCUCCUGUUCGUUUUCAACCUCUUCUUCUUCGUCCUAGGCAGCCUUAUUUUCUGCUUCGGCAUCUGGAUACUCAUUGAUAAGACCAGCUUCGUGUCCUUUGUGGGCUUGUCCUUCGUGCCCUUGCAGAUAUGGUCCAAGGCCCUGGCCAUCUCAGGAAUCCUCACCAUGGGCCUUGCCCUCUUGGGCUGUGUGGGGGCCCUGAAGGAGUUCCGCUGCCUGCUGGGCCUGUAUUUUGGGGCACUGCUGCUCCUGUUUGCCACGCAGAUCACCCUGGGAAUCCUCAUCUCCACACAGCGAGUCCAGCUGGUGCGGAAAGUGAAGGACAUCGUGCUGAAGACCAUCCAAAACUACCGCGUCCACCCGGAGGAGACAGCGGCCGAGGAGAGUUGGGACUACGUACAGUUUCAGCUGCGCUGCUGCGGCUGGAACUCUCCUCGGGAUUGGUUCCGUAUCCCCACCCUGAGGAGCAACGAGUCGGACGUGCACCUCGUGCCCUGCUCCUGCUAUAACUCAUCCGCGACCAACGACUCUGCAAUCUCCGAUACGUUCUACUUGUCCCAGUUCAGCCGGCCCAGACUACAGGCGCAGUCCCGACACAAUGCAGACAUUUGCGUGGUCCCUGCAAACAGCCACAUCUACAGAGAGGGCUGCGAGGGGAGCCUCAACAACUGGUUGCACAACAACCUCAUCUCCAUAGUGGGCAUUUGUCUCGGCGUCGGUCUACUCGAGGUGAGUGUGGCGGGGCUGAGCUUUCUAGUACCUCGCAGCAUGUUCCACCGGGAACCCCAACCGCAGGUCCCUUGUGCCUACUGUUCGAACCCCAGGCCCGGCCCAAACACUGAUGGCUGCUGCGGGCGCUGCGGUGUGCUGAGCAGCAGCGGGCGUAGCUGCAGCCUGUGGGGUGGCUGGGGCCUGGCGGGUGCCUGCCCCAACUGGGGAGACAGGGCCCCGCAGGGCAAGCUGCCCAUGACUCUGGGGCCCUGGCCGCUUUGGGAUCAAGACGAGGAACAUCUUGAGACCGGGAGUGCAGGCGCGGAGGUGGUAGCCGAGGUGGAAUUUGCGGCCGAGAUGGAGAGGGAGAUAGAUGAGCCUCCGGAAUAAAAGACCCUGGGCGUGCUCCAGA
This is a messenger RNA of Phacochoerus africanus (Common warthog), 1337 nucleotides long. It is a transcript of the gene CD37, whose product is annotated as CD37 molecule. Lineage: Eukaryota; Metazoa; Chordata; Mammalia; Artiodactyla; Suidae. Gene Ontology annotation, cellular component: membrane. Bases 152 to 1315 code for a protein of 387 amino acids. The transcript has 9 exons. The record is from RefSeq and is a predicted model, not a curated record.